Messenger RNA from Truncatella angustata, 2007 nucleotides. RefSeq names its product velvet factor-domain-containing protein. The record is from RefSeq and is a predicted model, not a curated record. The transcript is spliced from 2 exons. The coding region runs from base 328 to 1872 and encodes 514 amino acids. Lineage: Eukaryota; Fungi; Ascomycota; Sordariomycetes; Amphisphaeriales; Sporocadaceae.
UCCAGCUUCCAGCACCUUGGGUCUGCCAGUCACAACUGAGACUCGCUUCCUUAAGCUUUCCCCAUCUUACCUUCCCGCAACCCAGUUCUUCGGGUUCUCCUCUACUGGACUUGAUUUCCUCUAUUCCCCUCGACGUGAUUGUUGCAUGUCUCCUUUGGACGCCUUGAUCAGCAACCGGACUGCAUCCCAUCAUCCCAUCUAUCUAUCUAGCACUCGCAACCAUUGGUGGUGAUCCGCUAGCCAGUCCUAUCGCGGCCGAGUUCAAGUGCACACUCACUUGCGCCACCUCUUCUCCUAUCGUGCCUCACCCAAGUUCAAUUAGCUACAAUGGCUACACAUGCUCCCGAAGCGCUUGCGCAUUCGCAUUCGCGAUGGAGUCGGCCAACCAGAUCUGGCAAGAGGAUACACUACGACCUCUCAGUCAUUCAACAGCCCGAACGUGCCAGAGCAUGUGGCUCUGGACCCAAGUCUUCGGCGGACCGUCGCCCAGUAGAUCCGCCGCCUAUUGUUCGUUUGAUGGUGUAUGAGGGUGAGACCUUCGAGACUGCCAAGGAUGUCACAAUGGACUACAACUCAGACUUCUUUCUCUUCGUGUCCCUGGAGAACGCUCGCCCGAUGGCACACGGCCGUGUCCAGACUCCGGCUGCGACAUCGCCGCCAGUCUUGACCGGUGUUCCAGUUUCUGCAUGUUGCUACCUGGACCGGCCCUCUCCCGCUGGUUACUUCUUGUUCCCGGACCUCUCAGUAAGACAUGAGGGACGCUACAAACUAAUAUUCAGAUUGUACGAGCGCAACAAGGAUGCUGGCGACUACCCCGUUGAACAGUCCGACAACAUGGAAGACGACGACGGCCUUUUCUUCACUUUCUUGAAUGAAGUCCGGUCGCACCCUUUCACGGUUUUCAGUGCCAAGAAAUUCCCAGGUCUUGCCGAGAGUACGCCGCUCAGUCGGACGGUUGCAGAGCAGGGCUGCCGCGUACGUAUUCGUAGAGACGUCCGUAUGCGCCGACGUGAGAAUAAGGCAGGCCCUACCAAUGAAUACGAACAACGUGAGGAGGAACACCGCAACGCCCCGAGAACGCAAUCUCCAGCAGAUGCCUACAGGAAUCGUUCUGGUAGUCACUCGAGUCUGGAUCGCCGGCCGUCUGGGUUUGAACAUCAACCUCCUCUUGCGCCCAGCAACAGCCGUGUUUUGAAUUUCAAUAGGCCAGCUUACGACAGGCCGUACCCGCCUGCGCCCGCACCGUCUUCAGAGCCGGUAUCACCAGCUGCACAUACUCCAGGAUAUCGCGGCUCUUUCGCACCACCUCCUCACCCCUCGACGCCUACUUACUCCCACCCGUAUGCGGAUAGACAGCCCAUUCCGCCAGAGGAAAGACGUUCAUCCUUAGCUUAUGCACCACUCUCAGCGGCGUCGAGCUACGGACCGCCGAUUCAGCCAAGGCCUCCGAUACCACCCAUUGACACAAGCUUCCGUCGCGAUUCGCAACCGGCGCCAAUCAUCAAAGCCGAGCCAUCACCAACGACAACAGCGCUGCCUAGUGCUAGCUCUUGUGCGGGCCAUGUUUCAUCGUCGCUCAAGAGCGCCUAUGAGGAAUUCAGAGAUGGAACCCAUCCUGGGGACGAGAUGAGGAUUAAUUUGAGUUACCGGAGAGCGGGCGGAAAUAACGCGGACAAGGAAUCGCCUGGUUAUAUGGGAGAAGAGUCUCAGCUCGCCCCGAUUGAUCCUCAGCUGCAAGCUGAGGACCGACAGGAGCGGGAGCGCGAGCUCAUCGAGUUCAGGCGCGAGCAUGAGCGCAAGCGUGAAAUGGAGCAUGAGAAUGAGUAUGUCUCGCGCAAACGAUCCUUCCGAGAUGUCAUAGACAAUCAUUGAGUUUGACUGCCGACCAAACUGCAACACGACUUUUCUUUGCUACUAUUUCUUCUUAUCCCCACCCUUCUCCAUUCGAGUUAGACCUUGUAUAUAGACGUCGCGUUAUGCAAGGGGCAGUCCAUUCACUGCAUGUGG